Messenger RNA from Blastomyces gilchristii SLH14081, 3714 nucleotides. RefSeq lists its product as uncharacterized. Gene Ontology annotation, cellular component: delta DNA polymerase complex. Lineage: Eukaryota; Fungi; Ascomycota; Eurotiomycetes; Onygenales; Ajellomycetaceae. The transcript is spliced from 7 exons. Bases 1 to 3714 code for a protein of 1237 amino acids. The record is from RefSeq and is a predicted model, not a curated record. Gene Ontology annotation, molecular function: DNA binding; protein kinase activity; ATP binding. Gene Ontology annotation, biological process: DNA replication; DNA strand elongation involved in DNA replication; protein phosphorylation.
AUGACCCUAGACAAUCCUGCGGAGCAAUUUCUCCGCCCGCCAAGUGAUAAUGAGGAAUAUGCACCAGUAUAUCGGCAGCCGUCGGCAUAUUCCCCGCUCUCUACCUUCGUCUUGCCACGGGGAGAAAUGAGGCACUAUCAGCAGCAAUAUGCUGACAUUUACUUUUUGCGAUUGGCGAGGUUGAAGCCUGCCGUUACAGAAAUUGCGGUCGCUUCAUGGGAAGGGUUUAAUAUUGCAGGAGAGUAUGCAAGGCGGGUAGACAGAGUGCUUGACGUACGGCAAGGCGAACUAUGUUGGGUCGCUGGCACAAUCUAUAUGGAUCUUCCCUUGAAGCCUAACAUUCUAGACGACAUUUCAAAAGAACACUGGACUGCAGCCCCUCCUAGUCGAAAAACAUAUGUUGAUUCUUCGAAUCAAUCAUUGACAAAGACCAUGCUAGAGGAUGAGUCAGGCCGUUUGCAACUGACCGGAACUUUACUACAAUCAUCUCUUCUCGUCACAGGCGCAAUUGUUGCAGUCCUCGGCACGGAGAACGCCAAUGGCGAUUUUGAAGUCAUCGAUAUUAAGGUACCCGAUCUACCGCCUCAGCCCGAGCGUUGGGAGAGGUCAUCUGCUCAUCAAGAGCCUACUAAGCGGAAGCGCAGUUCUCUCGAAGAAAGUAGCGACGGAACUGAAGGGAAAAGAAAAAGGAUAGCCCUAGUCAGCGGUCUUGGUAUCACCGGCACUUCAGGAGACACACUGGCCUUGUCCCUCUUAACAGAUUACCUUCUUGGAUAUAACGAGCCUCCCAUUCAAACACACAACGGCAAUAACCCUCCAUCCUCGUCCCAAAUAACCCGCCUCAUAAUUGCCGGAAAUUCCCUUGGUGGUAGCAUGAUUAUCCCUCAUUCAGAAGCUGAAAAGGCGGACCCCGCCCUGGCGAAAAAGCGUCACGCCCCUAAAAAGUACGGUUACGAUGCCACAGCUUACAACGCUUCGCCAAUAAAUCAUUUCGAUUCAUUUCUCGCUGAGAUUCUUCCAAGUAUUCCCGUUACCCUUAUGCCUGGCGAAACCGAUCCCGCGAAUUUCUCACUGCCCCAACAGGAAAUUCACAGGGCAAUGUUUCCCCGUUCAAAGGCCUAUUGCUCUGCAGCGCGCCCAGGAGCGGCGGAGCAGGCCGCAGACCCAGGCUGGUUAGAUAAUGUCACGAAUCCCUGGGAGGGCGAGGUGGAGGGCUGGCGGUUUUGGGGAUGCAGUGGACAGAAUGUUGAUGAUGUGCUUCGCUAUAUAGAUUUGGAGGCCGAAGGGGAUAUCAUCCAGGGUAGUGAGAGUGACAAAGAUGGUGAGGCGCGAUUACAGCUAAUGGAAACCAUGCUAAGGUGGCGUUGCGCUGUACCCACCGCCCCUGAUACGUUAUGGUGCUAUCCCUAUCAAUCCCACGACCCAUUCACCCUCCAGGCCUGUCCGCACGUCUUUUUCGCAGGGAACCAACCAAGUUUCCGAACGGGAAUUGUCGAAGGCUCCGCCGCCGCUCUCUCUUCUUCGGAUAACGGUGAAGAGCAGAGUACCCGCGUACGCGUAAUAGCGCUUCCGAAAUUCAGCGAGACCGGCGAGAUCGUACUUGUUGAUGCGGAGACGUUGGAAGUGGAAGUUGUCAAGUUUGCUACCUUUGAGAAGGAGAGUGCGGAGAACCAUCGUGAUAGGGAUGUGAAAAUGGAAAUGGAUCCGAAAAUACAAGAAUUGUUAGCCGAACUCGAGCGAGAAAGAGCUGAACGUGAGCGAGAAAGAGCUGAACUUGAUCAAGAAAGACAAUGGCGUCAAGAUGCGGAAGCUGAGGCGAGAAGCGAAAGAAGACGGCGUGAAGAAGAGCAACAACGACGUGAAGAAGCAGAAACUUUGGCUGCGAGCUCAGAGUCAUCAACACUGCCUCUCUUUUUACAUGCUUGCCAUGAAUUGUUAGUCGCGAUCAAGAUCGUGACUGACCCUACUCAAACAACUCAAGGCGUGGUAACGAGACCAACAAAUCGGAGGGUUCCAACUCACAUCACGUUGUGGGACACAUUCAAUGAGGAGCAAAUGAAGGUGUGGCACAAGCUCAAUCAGCAUCCUCAUUUCUUGACAGAAAAGCUCUUCCCCUCUCUACAUCAGCUUGACUACGUCCGCCAACUUAUCAGCCCAAUUUCCUCGGAAUGGGAUCUUCGGUACUAUGAACGGGAAACGGUAGAAAAUCAAGUGCGGGCCAUAAUAGACCGAAUAUAUGAGAAUGACGAGCUUAAGAGAGCAUUCGGCUUGCGCGGAUCGAUUACCUUUGACAGCCAUCUUAACCUUGGGCUUUCAGUGCGGGCGGCUGAUUUGAACCCGGGUGAUCAGCAGUCAUCUAUUGAAUCCAUGGUUGGGACUGAAUCAAGUACUGGAAAGAGAAUGGGCAAGAAGAAUAAAGCAAAGAAAAAGGAGACCACAAUGGUCACAGGAGGACAGGCAGAUCGAUUCUGCAUCUAUCGCCAGGAUGGUGAUGAGCACAUCCCGGCGCUCGCUAUUGAGUACAAGGCACCCCACAAGCUCACUCGGAAUGAAAUUGUGAGAGGGCUGGCUCAGGACAUUCAUCCUUCCAAAGAAGUAAUUGAUAAGGACUCAGAUGAUUCUGAUUUCUACUCAAAGCAGUUAGUCGCUGCUGUCAUCACACAGUUGUUCUUCUACAUGAUUGUCAAGAGAGUCCGGUACAGCUAUAUGAUAUUACAACCCAGAUGCCGGCCACACACAGAUAUUGUACCUCAAUCAAGAAGCCCUUCCCCCUCAAUAUCUCCAUCUCCAUCUCCAUUGUCACCAUCCACACGUCAUGAACAAACUGUAAAUGCUCAAGCCUGCUCUAACCCAGAUCAAAAAUCUGGUAAGAAAGAGCAAUUCAACAAAGAUAGUGAUAUGAAUUGGAUAGAUCAUGCUGCUGAAUCACCAAAGAUUAAAAGCCAACCUUACUGUUCUCAGCAGUGCUUGCUGGCUCUACAAGACAAUGAUUCACUUGACACCUCCUGCCCGAACUAUCUAGCUCACCUUAAGCCACAGAUUCAGCCAGUGGAGUUUUGUACUCUUAUUCAAGAGCAGCUCUCCAGGGAUCAUGACCUGGAUGUCAACUGUUGCUCUCUCUACAAGAAGGGAAGUUGUGAAGCAGCUUUUAAAAUCCAUCUUUCAUUGCAUGGCUACACUCUACUUGCAAAGGGCGUCGAAUGCAACAAUUCACAUAAACUUGAACAUGAAAAUGAAGUGUAUCAUAGGCUUCACAAUAUUCAAGGAAACUAUGUUCCUGUUUGUCUCAGAAUUGUCAUGCUUGACCCAAAAUACCCAUAUUACUAUGACAAGGGAGUUUAUACUCAUAUGCUCCUUUUGAGCUGGGCGGGAAAGCUCAUCUUGGAAAUUAUGAAAUUGGAUAAUUCAGCAUGCGUGAUUGAGAUGACAUCACAGUCUCUUCAAGCAAUUCACCUUGCAGGUGUACUGCACCGUGAUGUCGAGCCACGAAAUAUUUUAUGGAAUGAGGACUGCAAUCGCCCUAUGCUUGUAGAUUUUGAACGAGCUGAGAUGCACAAUGCGCUAUCUGCGAUAUCACCGAACCUCAGACUAAAGAGGAAAAGGCUUGGGAAGAACAGAUCUACCUUUUCUAAAGAACUUUCGAAAGCUCAGAGCAGCCUGGAGCGGUGUAGGGAAUUGCUCCGUCAGAAUUCCACCUCAAAGUUCAAGGAAUAG